AGCACGCUUCUUCUUCUCCGAUCCUCUCUGUUACAUCCGUAGUCCUUGCCUCUUCUGGUUUUCUUCCCAAUCGUACAACUAAAAACCCUAAUCAUCUAUGUCUCCGCAAAGAGUCUCCAUGGGUUCUAGAGAUUUAAUUAGCAGCCUACCAGAUGAGGUUCUCGGCAAAAUCAUGUCUUUGCUUCCGACAAAGCUUGCUGCUUCCACAUCGGUUCUGUCCAAGAGGUGGAGGAAUCUGCUUCCGCUUGUGGACAGCCUUGAUUUCAAUGACGCAAGUGGUGAUCCUCGUGGCUUCUCUGAUUUCGUGGACAAAACACUCGCUCUCUUAAGCAGCUCUUCAAUCGUCAAGAGAUUCUCUCUCAAAUGUCAACAUAAGCAUGAAAAAUCUCGAGUGGACAGCUGGAUUCGCACUGUCCUGGAGCGUGGCUUAUUGGAACUUCACUUGGAGACGGUAUGUAUGCAUUGUCUAGUAACCGAGUUCUUCACGAGCAACACACUGGUUAGGCUCACAUUAGCCAAUGGGUUUUAUCCUGAUGUUGUUCUUCCUCCUGGGGGAGUGUUUUUCCCAGCGCUAAAAACACUUUCUCUCUCAGUUUGGUUUGUGUAUAGCGAAAACUCCGUGAAGAUAUAUUAUGAGAUGUAUGCGUUUCUCAUCUCUGGCUGCCCUGCGCUUGAGGAAUUAGUCAUACGUUAUAGUGAUUUCUCGUCUUGGAAUUACAUGGCGUCGUGUCCUUCCAUUCCUGUGUCAAGUCCUUCCAUUAAGCGGCUAACCAUCUCUUACCAUUUUCCGGGUGAUGUUUCCGAUACUGACUGGUUUCGGACACCCGAUACUGAGUGGUUUCGGACACCAAGUCUUGUGUAUCUUGACUAUUCUGGUUAUGUCACGGGACAGUAUGUUGUUGAUUUAGGCUCGCUUGUGGAAGCUAGACUGGAUAUUCGAUCAUGUUGGGAGCGAAAGUUAAUUGUGGAUGGUGAUGAUGGUAUUGAUGAUGAUAGUAAUGGUGGUGAGGAUGAUAAGACAGAAGAUGACAAUGACAGUGGUUGUGAUGAGGAUGAUGGAAGUAGUUAUGUACAGGAGGUUGGCUGUGGUGAAAAUGAUGAUGAUGAUGAUGAUGAUGGUGUUUUUGGUGAGGAUUAUGAUACAGAGGAAAGUGAUGCAGAGGAUUUGGGUAAUGUUACGGAUCUGGUUGCAGGGAUAAACAACAUUAAAACUCUUCACUUGUCUCCUACUUCUCUUGAGGUAUUUCACUUUUUCUGUAAAUCAAUGCCGGUCUUUCAAAACCUCCUAACUUUAUCUUUUGAGAGUGACAAAAAAAGAGGCUGGCAAGUGGUGCCACUUCUCCUCAACAACUCUCCAAACCUUGAAACUUUAGUCAUCAAGGGUCUUGUGCACCAAGUUACAGAUAGAUGCGGGGUCGCCUGUGUUUGCAUCCCUCAGAAGAAGAGGAAGAAGAGGUUCCAGGAGGAAGUAUGCUGUUUAUCGACAUGUCAAGUGAAGGUUCUAAAGAUUUCAGGGUAUGGAGGAACUCGUAGAGAACGGAAACAGAUGAGGCACUUCUUGGGAAAUUUGAAAUGUCUCGAAACUGUCAAGGUUGGUGUUGAAGCUGAGAUUCACCGAGAAGACAACAGUGUCAAUAACAAGUACCAGAGAAUCACCAAUGCUCUUAUGAGGCUUCCUAGAGUUUCAUCAAAAUGUCAAAUCCAUUUCUUCUGAUAUCUCUCUUUGAAACCGAAUCAUUAACAGGCGAAAUGUUCUUUUAGGAGAUGAUCUUGUUUUUUUCCUGCUAUGGAUAAUUUAAAACCAAACUCAUUUGCUAAUUA
Messenger RNA from Eutrema salsugineum, 1821 nucleotides. RefSeq names its product F-box/LRR-repeat protein At2g29930. The coding region runs from base 98 to 1714 and encodes 538 amino acids. Gene Ontology annotation, molecular function: protein binding. The record is from RefSeq and is a predicted model, not a curated record. Lineage: Eukaryota; Viridiplantae; Streptophyta; Magnoliopsida; Brassicales; Brassicaceae. The transcript is spliced from 4 exons.